Molecule: messenger RNA, 1542 nt
Organism: Cyphellophora europaea CBS 101466
Lineage: Eukaryota; Fungi; Ascomycota; Eurotiomycetes; Chaetothyriales; Cyphellophoraceae
Exons: 1
Coding region: 1-1542 (513 amino acids)
Biological process (GO): transmembrane transport
Cellular component (GO): membrane
Molecular function (GO): transmembrane transporter activity
Source: RefSeq, a predicted model, not a curated record
AUGAGCGCAAAGGAACCCAUUGACGCCAGCGUCUCGCCUACUGAGGAGAAGGCCGAAGUGCACUCGAUGAAGGCGGCAGCAACAGCUCCACGUGACGGCGAUGCAGCUCUCGCGUUCCUGCGCUCCAACCUCGCCGAGAGCGACUCCCAGGCCGUGGACGAGAAGGCCCUGCUCCGAAAGAUCGACUGGAUGAUCAUGCCUCUGAUGUUCGGCUGCUAUUUCUUGCAGUACCUGGACAAGACGCUCAUCAACUACGCGGCGGUCAUGGGCCUGCGUGAAGACACCAACAUCACGACGUCGCAGUUCAGCACCCUGGCCAUGCUCUUCUACGUCAGCUAUCUGGCAUGCGAGCUUCCCCACGGCUGGCUGAUGCAGCGGUUCCCCACCGCCAAAUACCUGGGCACGAUGGUGAUCCUGUGGGGCGCCAUGGUCAGCGUAACCGCAGCGUGCUCCAACUACGCCGGUCUGAUCGCCACGCGACUCCUGCUCGGCGCCUUCGAAGCCGCUGUGGCACCCUCCCUGAUCCUCAUCACGACCAUGUGGUACAAACGGCAGGGCGAACAGCCCGUCCGCACCGCCAUCUGGUACCUCGGCACCGGCACGGGCAUCAUGGUCGGCGCCGUCAUCUCAUUCGGCUUCCAGCACUACCCGGACACCAACGGCCGCUUCCGCUCGUGGCAAGUCAUGUUCCUCGUCAUCGGCAUCGUCACCAUCGCCGUCGGCAUCCUCGUCGUCCUCUUCCUCCCGGACAACCCCAUGAGCUGCACGCGGCUCAGCCACGCGGAGAAAAUCGUCGCCAUCGAGCGCCUGCGCGCCAACCAGACAGGCAUUGAGAACAAGCACUUCAAGCCCACCCAGGCCCUGGAGUGCCUGCGCGACCCGCAGACCUGGCUCAUCAGCAUCACCACCAUCGCGAGCAACGUGCCCAACGGCGCCGUCAGCAGCUACCAAGCCACCCUGAUCCGCGGCUUCGGCUUCAGCUCCAAGACGACCGCGUUGCUCAGCAUCCCCAGCGGCGCCGUCGGCUGCAUCGCCGUGCUCUCGGCCUCGGUCCUCGCCGGCAAGUACGACCAGCGGGGCCUCAACAUCGUCGGCCUGAUGCUGCCCUCCAUCCUGGGCGCGUGCCUCAUGUCCUUUCUGCCCGAGGCCAACCGCGUCGGCAAGCUGGUCGGCGUGUACAUGAUCAACUGCACGCUCGCGGUGCUGACGCUGCUGUACAGCUGGGUGGCGGCCAACUACGCGGGCCACACCAAGAAGGUCACCAUGAACGCCGUGCUGCUCAUGAGUUUCUGUCUGGGGAACAUCAUCGGGCCCCUGACGUUCCAGGACGCGGACGCCCCCGGAUUCCUGCCUGCGAAGGUGGCGAUUAUCGCCACGUGUGCGUUGACCGUCGGCCUGGCGCUGUGUUUGCGCUAUUACUAUGUGAGGGUGAAUCAGAAGAGGGAGGCGCUGAUGGUGGAGGGGGCCGUGGAGACGAAGGAGGAUAGUUGGUUGUUGGAUCUGACGGAUCGGGAGAAUAAGGAGUUUCGCUAUCGGUUGUGA